Ictalurus punctatus (channel catfish) is the source of this 5804-nucleotide messenger RNA. RefSeq names its product E3 ubiquitin-protein ligase TRIM16. The transcript is spliced from 6 exons. The coding region runs from base 1 to 1659 and encodes 552 amino acids. Lineage: Eukaryota; Metazoa; Chordata; Actinopteri; Siluriformes; Ictaluridae. The record is from RefSeq and is a predicted model, not a curated record. Gene Ontology annotation, molecular function: zinc ion binding; protein binding.
AUGGCCAAUAUUUCAGUAAAUCUCUUCACCUGUCCGGUGUGUCUGGAUCUCCUGGAGGAUCCUGUAACUAUUCCCUGUGGCCGCAGUUUCUGUAAGGUGUGUAUUAAUGGCUUCUGGAAUCAGGAGGACGUGAAGGGCGUCUACAGCUGUCCCCAGUGUAGAGAGACUUUCUCUUCACCGUCUGUUCUGCGCAGGAACAACAUGCUGGCUGAGAAGGUGAAGCUCCUGAAGGAAGCUGCACCCCAAGCUGUUUCUCCUGCUCACUGUUACGCUGGACCUGGAGAUGUGGAGUGUGAUUCCUGCAUUGGGAGAAAACGCAAAGCCGUUAAUACCUGUAUGGAGUGUCGGGCUUCCUAUUGUGAAGAUCAUCUUAAACCUCACUAUCAGGCUCCUGCAUUUAAGAAGCACAAGUUAGCUGAACCCUGUGCAGAGCUCCAGGAGAAGAUCUGCUCUCAGCACGACAAACUGAUUGACGUCUACUGUCGUACUGACCAAAGCCUCAUCUGUUACUCGUGCAUGAUGGAUGAACACAAAGGUCAUGAUAUUGUUCAAGCUGAAAAAGAAAGAACUAAAAAACAGAAUGAGCUAAAGGAGGAGCAGAUGAAAUCCCAGCAGAGGAUCCAGGAGAAGCAGGAGAAGGUUCAGGAGCUGAGACAGACUGUGGACACUAUUAAGUUGCGUUCACAGGCAGCAGUAGAUGAGAGUGAGAAGAUCUUUACUGGGCUGAUCAGCUCCAUGGAGAAAAAGCGCUCGGAGGUGAAGGAGUUGAUCAGAGCUCAGGAGAAAGCUGAACUGAGUCGAGCUGAACGACUCCUGAAGCAACUGGAGCAGGAGAUUGCUGAUCUUAAGAGGAGAAUCACUGAGCUGGAGCAGCUUUCACACACACACGAUCACAUCCACUUCCUCCAGAGAUUCCCGUCUCUCUGUGUUUCUCCUGGAUCUGAGAACUCGCCCAGCUUCACUGUCAAUCAACAUCUCUCAUUUGAUGGAGUGAGGAAAUCUCUCUCAGAUCUGAAAAAACAACUUGAGGAAAUGUGUGAGGAGGAAUUCACCAAAAUCCGUCCACAAGUUUCAGCAGUUCAGAUUAUUUUACCCUCACAACCAAAGCGUGCAGAAGAUUUUCUGCAGUAUUUCCGUAAUCUGACUCUGGAUCCCAACACCGUAAAUCCGUACCUCAUUCUGUCUGAGAAGAACAGAGCGGUGACACGCAGUAACAAAAAUCAGCAUUACUUCGAUGAUCCAGAGAGAUUUGAAUGCUGGUUUCAGGUGUUGUGUAAGGAGAGUGUGAGUGAACGCUGUUACUGGGAGGUGGAGUGGAGCGGUGGUGUGUCCAUAUCAGUCUCAUAUAAAGAGAUCAGAAGGAAAGGACGGGCUGAGGAGUGUGGAUUUGGAUGCAACAGUCAGUCCUGGAGUCUGGCGUGUUCUUCUUCCUCUGUCUUUUUCCGGCACAACAACAUUGAGACUAAGCUCUGUGGUCCAGCGUCCUCCAGAAUUGGAGUGUAUGUGGAUCACAGUGCAGGAACUCUGUCCUUCUACAGCAUCUCUGACACGAUGAAGCUCCUCCACAGAGUCCACGCCACAUUCACUCAGCCUCUAUACGCUGGGUUCCUGAUAGAUUGUAAGUCAACUGUGAGGUUCUGUGAUUUCAAAAUUUUGUAAAAGUGUUUAGAAAAUUAUAACUGAGAGGUCAGAUUCUUCUUCGUCGUCUUCUUCUUCUUCUGCUCUUUAGUCUGUGACGGCCAUAGAACUGUUUUCGGGAAGUUAUGAAAUUUGUCACAAAGAUGGAGGACUGUCGCCUUUAACCUGAGCAAUUUUCAAGUCUAUCUCAAUUUAUUUUUUCCUCUGAUUCCUUGGCUCAAGACAAUUCGAUCGAAACCAUGUGUACCUAAUUUUCCUCCAUUUUGAAUUUUCAGAAAAACCUACUUUUUCAAACUCCUCCAAGGCAGUCUGUCCGAUUUUCACCAAAAUUGAAUCCGAUCAUCUAAAGUUAUCAAAAGUCUUUUGAUAGACCCAACUGUUCUCGCAUAGCGCAUCAACGAGUUUGACGAAGAGCACACCAAAGUGGACAUGAGGGUGUAUCUUCGCAGCAGUUUGGCAUAUUAAGAUGAAACUUGGUAACUGUCAUCACAAGCAUGACCUGAGGCUAACUGCAUAGUUUUGGCACAGCGCCACCAAGUGGUCAUGAGAUAUGAAAAAUGGAUAAUUUUGCUUAUAACUUCUGAACAGAUUAACCAAAAAUCACGAGAAUUGUCUCAUUAGAUUCGGUACUGCAUACUGAAUUGAUUGGUAGCCAAAUUUCCCAUGACAGCCGUUUAAAAUUUCGCAGUAACGCGCUAUAUUUUACGAACGCAUUGACGUAUCAUUCCAAAACUUAGUAUGCGUCAUCUGAACCAUGCCCUGAAAGUAUUCAAGAUGUUUUGAGACAAAAAAGGAUAAUAACAUUUUAAAAAAUGCUAAUAGCUUUUGAAUAAUUUUGCCUGUUUUAUUAAAAGUGGUCUUGAUAGUUUCUGUGAGUCAUGCCGAGAAGAAUGAUACCGAUUAUGCCAUAGUCAAUCGAAUGUGCUGUCUGCCAUUUUGAAUUUCGUUGAACUCCUCCUCGACCCCUGGCCCGAUUUUCACCAAAUUCGGUUCAGAUCAUCUUCAGACCAUGCCAGCCAAAAGCUUUUUAAUAGACCAAACCCUGACCCCACCCUGACCACACCACAUCAAACUAGUGACAGUGACACCUGUUAGUCAAACAUAAUAAGCAAUGAAAUCAUAUAACAAUUGAUUGUAUUUAUGACUUCUCAACCGUUUUGCCUAAAAUCAGUUGGUCUUGAUGCUCUCUGUCAUGCUUGUUUAGCUCCUCAUUUAGCUGCUUUGUGCUCGGCCCCUUAAUUGCUGCUUGCAGCUGCUGUUAAGAUUCCUCUGUCAGGAGGAAACCUAUUGUUAUUGUUGGUCGUCUUAUUCUUUUUCUGCUUCUGCUUCUUCUUCUUCCUUAUUAUUAUUAUUAUUAUUCUCCUUAUCUCCCUAAAGUGCCCAAUAACUCAAGAUCUGAAUUAGGGCUGCACAAUUAAUCGAAUAUCGAUCGUUAUUACGAUUUUGAAUGCCCACGAUUAAAUGAACAUGAUCGACUGCGAUAUUGACGUUUAAAGUUCGUCCUCCGCUCAUAGAAAACUCCGCUGUUUUCUCCACUCAAAUCAAGCGCUUCCUACACUUACAGCCAAUCACAUAGGGCGACGCAGGGAUGACGUCAUUUCGUAAUGCCAAAACCCGAAACUGAGUUUCUCUGCGAGCUCCAGCGCUUGGGUGAGGGUAAAUCAUGACACUAGCUAGCACGAUGCUAAAUGGCACUACAGAGGAUAACUCGGGGCUCUACAGUGCGACCAUUUCACUCUCAUUUGUGACUGAAGGGUACUUUGUGCGACUGUGAAUAAAUAUUUAUUCGCGCCGGUUCGAGUGACCUGUACGGAGUUGUAUAAUACAAUCGGGAUAAAAACUACAGGAAGUCCAAAAUGCACCUACACCGCGCAACAGUUACUUUCACACUGCUUUUCAUCUCCUCAGUCAACUGAACAAGUGUGGAAAAACUGCAGAGAAGCCAUUAUGAUGACGAGAGUAACUCUACAUCAUCUGCUUCUCUCAACUCUCCGAUCUCACAACCGGCAUCUUUUAUUGAUCCCGCAAAAUGUCCUGAAGUUGCACCUGCUCGUGUAGACACAGCGGCUUCACGCGGAGUAAAUUAAUAAUAAUGCUAACGUUACAAAGUGGGUUUAAUUCAAACUUCUUUAUUAAAUAAUUCCUCACCAAUCAUAAUCAAGAGUAGCAACGGUUCAGAAGGAGUACGCUGCUACUCUCCUCCACGCUCGUCACUAACUCUAAUACAUAGCGUAUUCACUUAAUUAAACUUAAGGUUGCCAGAUAUCACUAGAAAAGCCAGCACCAGUUUUGAUUUAAUCCCCCUCAAAAACACAAUAUUAUCAGCAGACAUCGCAACACUGUACUGGGGUACCGAUCUAAAAGGAACAACUGAUAAACAAACAAAAAAAAAAAACAGAAAAUAAUAAAAUGUAAAGACAGAAAAUGUGCUUAGUUAUAAAUAAAUAAUUUAAUAUUAAAAAUAGAUAUUAUAAUAAAUUAAUUAAAUAUAAAUAAAAUUAACCAACAGUAUUUCUCAUUGCUUUUAUUUUAACUCCAUUAACAGUGAGCAGAAAGCUUACAUUUAAAUGUUUAUGACAGACCUUCUGAUUAAAGCUUAAAUAAAAAAGGAUUGGUAUCUGGAUCGGUUUCAGUCUUAAAACUCCUGAUCAGUGCAACCUUAAUGAACACCAUUAAAGUAAAGCGCUUUGCAUCUGACGGGUAAAUUAACUCACCCAAUCACCUCCUAUAUGAGAUGAUUCAGAUAUAUACACAAUAUACACAGAGCAGUUCGAGAACUGACUCCCGCCCAGAACCAUGACAGUGGAAAAUGUCUAAUAGUGUAGCUUUAAAUAUAUUUAAGAGGAGCAGACUUCAAACACUGUACAUUGAUGUUUAUUGUAUUUGUUUACAAGGUGGAACAGGUUAACGGUUUUUUUCUGCAUACAGUCUGUAAAAUUAACUGAAAAUAUUAAAUUUAGUUUAUCAGAAGGUAAAUUAAUUUGUCGUGGCUCACUCUAUGUUCCUAAAUUCUGUCAUAAUUGACCAGCUCAAGUUUUCUCUUUUUUAAUGUUUACUUAUCCUAUAUUUUGUGUACAAUUUUAUUUAUAUUUUGCUAUUUGCGAGAUGAUGCCAGUUAAGGCUCAGUCUAAUUUGAUGCAAAGAUUUGUACACUAGCAGGAAUGUAACACAACAUGGAGGUGAAAGCAGCAAUCGUGAUAAAUAAUCGACAAUUUUUUCCAUAAUCGUGCAGCCCUAAUCUGAAUGAUAAAAAGUUUUGAAAUUUGGCACCUUGAUACAACAGGCCACGAGUAACUCCCACACCACAAAUGGCCCACAUGAGCCCAUAGCUGGUGCUACAGGCCACCCCAAAAUCUACGUGAUUGUCUGUGUGCCCCGUAAGUCCAAAAUGUCUGAAAAUUGGUAUAGAUGCCUUAUUUCUCAUGGGGAACAAAAAUGCCAUUGGGACCCAUAAAGUCCACCAUGAUUUAGACAUUUUGGAAAAUUUGUCCAAAACUACAAAAAUCUUCUCCUCAUGAACCGUAGGUCUGAUUGACUUGAACUGUGGUACAUAAGUGUGGGAUACAUGCCUUUCUCUAGGGUUAUAAGCAAUAAGGAAUUGGCCAAACUAUUUACAUGUUGGUGAAUUGACAACUGUUGCACAUAUUUCUUGUGUCCAUAAAUCAAUGGAACAUUAACCUAUGGACUUGGUCUGUGCCACACACAAAGAGGACCCUACAGUUUGUUACCGUGUUCGAUGGCAAACUCAUAAGUCCAAAAACAAUGACAUUAAAAGGCAUAAUAAUGUUAUAUUAUGUUUAACAAUAUGUUUAUAGUCCACUAGAUGGUGCUGUUUGGCUUAGAUCGAGCCAAAGUACACUUUGAAAGACAAAAAUUUAUUUGAUUUGUAGUGUUUAUGCAUGCUGUAGCCAUUUUAGUUCGGCAGAGUGAAGAACGCACAUUGAAUCAUUGUUUGUGUAAAACCUGGAAGAAGCUUGGCUUGUGAGUUUGUUGUUCAUCUUUCUAGUUUGUAAUCUUUUGUGAUUGUGUUUGGAGAGUUUUUUGCUGUUUGAUUAUUUUGAACGGCGCAGUGUGCUUAGUGUAUAUAGCUUAAAAGAUUGCAUUGUAAACUGAAUUGUAUUCACUGACUAAUGUAUGUUAAAUAAAUGUUUUUGUAUUUCUUUUCA